Xylona heveae TC161 is the source of this 1404-nucleotide messenger RNA. RefSeq names its product NAD(P)-binding protein. The record is from RefSeq and is a predicted model, not a curated record. Bases 282 to 1214 code for a protein of 310 amino acids. NCBI's taxonomy places the organism in Eukaryota, Fungi, Ascomycota, Xylonomycetes, Xylonales, Xylonaceae. The transcript is spliced from 2 exons.
UCAGUAUUCAUCAGAUGGUUGGGCAGCUCCUCUGAUCAUGCCAGAUUUCAACUGCAGCAUCCGCGUCUUCCGGAGCCCGAGCUCUAUGACGUUAGUAUUUAACUCCGGACUUCAACCUAUCUCCGAGAAAUAUCCUGAAUAUACCAGACAGAAUCCUAAUGUCUCUGUAACACAUUCUCAAAUAUAUUAAGCACUCUGUCUGAAUUGGUCUCUAGACACCUCAUUCAACCAAGCAAAUUUCCUUGACUUUUGAACUCAUUCCCAUCACCUUGCUAACCGCCAUGCCUGUCGAUUAUCAGAAUGAUCUUCUUGUCAUCACCUGCGCCAGCGGGCGUCAGGCAUCACAUGUUCUGCCUUUGGUUGCCGGAAGAUGGAAACGCCUUCGUCUAGUGGUCAACUCUGAAUCCUCCCAGUCACGGCUGAAGAAGGCUUAUCCCGAUGCUGAGGUUGUGCGAGCCGAUCUAGCUCUCUACACGGAGACGGACAAGAUCCUCAAUGGCGCUGCCGCUGUGUUUCACGUCGGGCCGCCAUUCCAUCCGCGAGAGACGGAAAUGGGCUAUAACAUGAUUGACAGCGCAACCAAGUAUUACAAGGAGGGCACUCUCAAGCAUUUCGUGUUUACAUCUGUUUUGAACACGCAGAUCCGCAAGAUGAUGAACCAUGACUGCAAGCGGUACAUUGAAGAGCGCCUGAUCGAGUCCGGCAUCGAUUAUACGUUCCUUCAGCCUACCCAUUUCAUGGAUCUGAUGCCACUGCCUCUGCUUCUUUCGCAAGAGUCUCCGAUUUACACGUGCCAUUGGAACCCAGAAACAACUUUUUCCUUUAUAGCUUUGCGGGACCUCGCGGAAGCCGUUGUUCGAGUUUUGGACGAACGGGAGAAGCAUUUUCUCGCACAAUAUCCAAUCGUCUCGACGGCACCAUUGUCGUACACCGAAGUCGGCAAGAUCUUGAGCAAAGUCAUUGGCAAAGAGGUCAAAAUCGCUCGAACGGCAUCUUUCGAAGAAUCGGUUGAGAGCUUCCUUAAGCUCCUUUUUGGCAAUGCCCCAGUUGAUUAUAUUACGCGUGAUACUACGGAGAGGAUGCUGCUCUACUACAACGAACACCGGUUGGCUGGCAAUCCUAAUGUCCUGGAAUGGCUCAUUGGCCGGAAGGCCACGUCCUAUGAAGAAUGGGCGAAACUAAAUGUGCAAGAAAUUCAAAAGCAAAAGCAGUAGAUUGACUGUAGAAGUGUCCUAUCUACGCCAAAUAAAGAAAAGAAUCGUGCAGGGAUAUGUGAUUAUUGGUUGAUAAUGAUUUGAUACGCGUUAAGUUGGAACUAGCUAGCUGCUAUAAUUGCGCAUGCAAGAACAGAUAUAAUGAAUACAAGAAGAUCUUUCCCAAAUGCUUUAAUCAGUUGGACAAUAC